Drosophila simulans is the source of this 1351-nucleotide messenger RNA. It is a transcript of the gene Or43b, whose product is annotated as odorant receptor 43b. Gene Ontology annotation, cellular component: plasma membrane. Bases 1 to 1212 code for a protein of 403 amino acids. Gene Ontology annotation, molecular function: odorant binding; olfactory receptor activity. The record is from RefSeq and is a predicted model, not a curated record. The transcript is spliced from 3 exons. Gene Ontology annotation, biological process: detection of chemical stimulus involved in sensory perception of smell; sensory perception of smell. Lineage: Eukaryota; Metazoa; Arthropoda; Insecta; Diptera; Drosophilidae.
AUGUUCGGACACUUUAAGCUCAUCUAUCCGGCUCCUAUAUCGGAGCCUAUACGGUCUAGGGACUCGAAUGCAUAUAUGAUGGAGACGCUGCGAAAUUCGGGCUUGAACUUGAAGAACGAUUUCGGUAUAGGCCGUAAAAUUUGGAGGGUUUUUUCGUUCACCUACAAUAUGCUGAUACUUCCCGUAAGUUUCCCAAUCAACUAUGUGAUACAUCUGGCGGAGUUCCCGCCGGAGCUGCUGCUGCAAUCCCUGCAAUUGUGCCUCAACACUUGGUGCUUCGCUCUGAAGUUCUUCACUUUGAUCAUCUAUACGCACCGCUUGGAGCUGGCCAACAAGCACUUUGACGAACUGGAUAAGUACUGCGUGAAGCCGGCGGAGAAGCGCAAGGUUCGCGACAUGGUGGCCGCCAUUACCAGGCUGUACCUGACCUUCGUCGUGGUCUACGUCCUCUACGCCACAUCCACGCUACUGGACGGACUACUGCACCAACGUGUUCCGUACAAUACGUACUAUCCGUUCAUAAACUGGCGAGUCGAUCGGACCCAGAUGUACAUCCAGAGUUUUCUGGAGUACUUCAUCGUGGGUUAUGCCAUAUAUGUGGCCACGGCCACCGAUUCCUAUCCUGUGAUUUACGUGGCAGCCCUGCGAACUCAUAUUCUCUUGCUCAAGGACCGCAUCAUUUACUUGGGCGAUCCCAGCAACGAGGGUAUCAGCGACCCGAGCUACAUGUUUAAAUCGUUGGUGGAUUGUAUCAAGGCACACAGAACCAUGCUAAAUUUUUGUGAUGCCAUUCAACCAAUCAUCUCUGGCACGAUAUUUGCCCAAUUCAUCAUAUGCGGAUCGAUCCUGGGCAUCAUCAUGAUCAACAUGGUGUUGUUCGCUGAUCAAUCGACCCGAUUCGGCAUAGUCACCUACGUUAUGGCCGUCCUUCUGCAAACUUUUCCGCUUUGCUUCUACUGCAACGCCAUCGUGGACGACUGCAACGAGCUGGCCGACGCACUUUUCCAUUCCGCCUGGUGGGUGCAGGACAAGCGAUACCAACGGACUGUCAUCCAGUUCCUGCAGAAACUGCAGCAGCCGAUGACCUUCACCGCCAUGAACAUAUUCAAUAUUAAUCUGGCCACUAACAUCAAUGUAGCAAAGUUCGCCUUCACCGUCUACGCCAUCGCGAGCGGUAUGAACCUGGACCAAAAGUUAAGCAUUAAGGAAUAGAACAGAAUACUCAAGAAAAAUGACCGCACCAGAGGUAAACGUACAUAGUUUUAUGAACUUAACACAUUGCUUCGUAGAAUUAUAAUAAUCGUAUAUGCAUACAGCGAAUUAUGAAUAAACAUAAGCUAGUUAAAACAAA